Molecule: messenger RNA, 511 nt
Organism: Wasmannia auropunctata (little fire ant)
Lineage: Eukaryota; Metazoa; Arthropoda; Insecta; Hymenoptera; Formicidae
Product: probable salivary secreted peptide
Exons: 1
Coding region: 110-511 (133 amino acids)
Source: RefSeq, a predicted model, not a curated record
AAGUAAUUAUUACGAGUAUUUAAACGCGGAUUACCCGGAAUAUCGGCAGACUUCGAGUAAUCCUCCAGCAGUAAUAGCAACGCGGUUUUUGAGUGCGACAUAAGCCAAGAUGACGGCGUACAAAUACAUAAUCGGCCUGACUGUUCUGCUCGCCGUUCUGUUAACCGUCAACUCUGUACCCGCUAAUGGAGCUCUCGACACCUAUGCUAAUAAGUCACACGAUUUCGUCGUUGGCUCCAGGAAAUUGGGUGAUAGGGUCGUCUUCAAAGAGAACAUCAUCAAGGAUUCUAGCUGGCAGAGGUUUGUGACUGUUGAGAAGACCUUCAAUGCCUUAUGGUACGACCGUAUCACUAUGAUUCAAGCAUUCGACCAGGAGACGGAUGGAAACGGCGCGUACGCUAGUAUUCUGAGUGGUGGACCUGGACACAGAAACGUCACCAUGAAGUUCCAGAGCCAGAGGAGUUACGGCAUUAACUUCAUCGUUCAGGUGUAUGCAUGCGUUGAUAUAUAA